Aegilops tauschii subsp. strangulata is the source of this 2322-nucleotide messenger RNA. Its product is annotated as GDSL esterase/lipase At4g10955-like. The record is from RefSeq and is a predicted model, not a curated record. Lineage: Eukaryota; Viridiplantae; Streptophyta; Magnoliopsida; Poales; Poaceae.
ACAUCUGCGUCUGGACUGCGUUUAAAGAAAAAUAUGUACGUAUUGUACACUCCCAUGACUUAUCGUUUAUCCACGCACGAGCAGGUGAGUGUGACUGGGUCAGUUACGAGUUCAGUCAUGCUGCGCUUCUUCCUUUUUUCCACGAAGAAUAAUGAGUGGACAGUAGCAGCUGCAGGCUACUUCUAUAUAAGUAGGUGUUCGCUGCAAAGUAAGCACAAGCAAAGCCAAUGGCGCUCAGUACUAGCUAGCUAGCUCCUGUCCGACCGAAAGAAAAGAAGAAGCUCGAGUUCCGGUGGUGUGGAUCAGAUCAUAGCAAGGCUUGCUUCUGCCACCUCUAGACCUUUAGCUAGCAUCAUAUUGGCCGAUGGGUUCAAACACCGCUGACAGCGUCGACCGCUUCGAUGUCCAUGGGCUGAAGCAUAUCACGGACCUCAACGGGAUUGACCGGUAUGUUCUACUACCUCAAUCCUGAUUUAUUAGUCGCCUCGGUCACGUUUUGACCAUUAUUUUAACUAAUAAAAUAUAGGUUAUAUAUAACAAAGGUAAUAUUAUCAAAAUCUAUGCCGAAAUAUGAAUCCAACGUUAUAAUUUUCGUAAUAUGCAUUAACAUUUUUAGUUAAUCAAUGAUCAAAAUUUGGCACAAAAUGCGCAGGGGCGAUAGACCAGGGAAGGGUAGUAUGCGUGGCGCAAGCUCUUGAGUAUGUACUAUAUGUAUAUGUGGCCGCGCCAGUCAUAUGUAGGCUCAUUUCUCUAUGUAUCAAUGUCACAGGGGCAACGAGGAGCACCGCCGCUGCAUCGUCGCCUGCAUGGUCAAAGCUGCUUACGUCCUCGAGAGCGACAGAGCGACGAUGGACAGGACGGAGGAGCUCGCGCCGGCGUGGUGGGAGAGCUUUGGCUUCCACCUCGAGAAUGAACUCAGAGAGCAGAAGUCCCCCAUCUUCGAAACCAUCUAUGGUGCCAUCUUCAAGUACGUGCCCUGCCCCCGCGCACCCCCCCACCCGCGUGCUCCACGGUAUGUCGUCGCCUUCAGGGGCACCAUGUGUAAGCACCGCGAGUGGUCGGUGGCGACACAAGACCUCUACCUUGACUUCAAAAUACUGACCAACAAACUGAAGAAACGCACGCGCUCCAAGCUGGCGUGCGGGGCGGUCGACAAACUUAUGGAUGACGAAGCCGGCCUAGGAAGCGCCGAUGUCUGGCUCGCCGGGCACUCCCUCGGCGCAUCGCUGGCACUGGACGUGGGGCGGGACAUGAUGGAGAGGCGGGAGCUGAACCUCCCGACCUUCCUCUUCAACCCGCCGCAGGUGUCGCUGACAGCGGCCAUGAACUUGCUGAACGCGCAGGACGUGGCCAAGAGGCACCUGCACUUCACGAGUUACUUCUUCAAGGCCGGUGCGGCGACGGUCUCGGGUUGCCACAGGGAGCGCAUGGACAAGCUGUUCGACCGGUUUUCCCCAUGGGUGCCGAAUCUGUACCUGCACGAGAAGGACUGGAUCUGCCAGGGCUUCAUCGACUACUUCGAGCUGCGGCAGCAGUUCAUGGACCGCUUUCGCUGUGUUGGAAGCAAGUCCAUGACACUGUCGUACCGUGACAUGCUCUGGAGCCUGCUUGGCAAGGACAAGGAGCGGCCGCAUCUCCUGCCAUCGGCGAUGCUGUGGAAGACCGCGCAAACCAGCCUCGAUGCGCACGGGCUCCAGCAGUGGUGGAAACCGAGUGGCGAGCUCGGCUUGGGCGCCGGCACGCGUUAUAGCUACCCUGUACCUCAAGCAUAAACUACUUCUAGUUCUAUAUAUGCCGGCAAGCUGUCAAGUGCAGUUUAUCAUCGGAACGUUUUCUUGUAAAAUCACGAGAAAAUAGUUAUACUAAAUUCCUACGUACCAAUUUAGCUAUAGUGAGUUGUAAAAUUUGUGCUAGAACAAUUGCAAAUGACAAUCAACAGUCGCUUUAUUAUGAUGAUUUCCACGUAUAUAUCCCAUGAGGGGAUGCGUCCACUGGAUGCGUUGGUUUGAUAGAGGCCGUGGGGGUGCUGUACCGAUUUUGUCCAUCCAACAAUUGCAAAUGACAAUCAACAAGGGGGGCCACAUGGUUAGAGGAGACAUUCCUGUCGACGAUGUGCGUUGAGUUAGAGGAGACAUUCCUGUAGACUAUGAAGGCGUCCGCGGCUACUUCGUCAAUCUCAAGAUGAUGUACCGACUCAGUCUCUCGGAGAUGCUCAUCGGGAUAGGGUGUGCGUACGUGCUUUUAUAGGAUGAUUGUAUGUGUUUGUUGUAUGAGCAUCUGCAUUUGUACUAUGAUAAACAAAUGGUAAUGAAAUGAUUAAAU